AUGCCUUAUGAUCCCGUUGGAUGCAUAUACUGCCAACAGCUGAUCGGUUGCCGUAGAUGUGUAAAUCGCUGGUACAAAGCUGCACGUCAAGCCGGAAACAGUGUGGAUUUCCUUGGAGGCCAUCCUCCAUCGAAUCAUAAACAGUGCCCCUUAUGUAGACACGAGUGGCCGGAUCAAGUUGAAGUUACUAGUAUUUUUCUUCUCAAAGAUGAGUAG
This is a messenger RNA of Strongylus vulgaris, 216 nucleotides long. Lineage: Eukaryota; Metazoa; Nematoda; Chromadorea; Rhabditida; Strongylidae. The record is from the annotation of a GenBank genome assembly.